Molecule: messenger RNA, 2733 nt
Organism: Medioppia subpectinata
Lineage: Eukaryota; Metazoa; Arthropoda; Arachnida; Sarcoptiformes; Oppiidae
Source: the annotation of a GenBank genome assembly
AUGGAAAAUGAUGAUCACACCUAUGAGGCACUGGCGAUAUGUGUCUGUUAUAAGGGCUUCACAUACGACGGAAGAGGAAUGUGUAUAGUAACGCAUAAUUACAGCAAGCCAAUCAAUUUUACAAUGAAAAUCUUCACCGUAUUUACCUUGUCGUCAGGCCUACUGUACUGCUUGUGCGAACCUUCAGACUUAUUUAAUACCUUUUUAAACGAUCAAAACCCAUUAUCAUGGCACCCACCAUCCACUGACCAUGGUGAUCAGCCGCCAUUUAAAUACCCAUUUGCAUUUGCCAACACAGGUAGGUUCAGCGGAGGCUGGACUCGACAGGUCACUGUACGGGACCUACCCAUAGCCAAAGCCAUGGCAGGGGUACAGAUGCGACUGGUAAGGGGUGGCGUACGUGAGCUGCAUUGGCACGCGUGCGCCGAGUGGGCCUAUAUGAUCCAGGGCACUUGUCGUAUUACCGCCGUCGACGAGCAAGCUAGGGCAUUUGUUGAUGACGUAAACGAAGGCGAUCUGUGGGUAUUCCCGGGCGGUAUACCCCAUAGCAUACAGGGUGUGGGCGAUGACGGGUGCUUUUUCCUGCUAGUAUUUAACGAUGGUAAUUUUGACGAGUUUGACACAUUUCUACUGACCGAUUGGGUCAGACAUUUACCCGUCGAUGUAUUGGCCAAAAACUUUGGAGUCCCGGAGUCCACGUUUACCAACAUUACCCGCGAAGAUAUGUAUAUCUUUGCCUCACAAAUGCCCCGCGGGUUACAGGAGGAACAGGAGGCGUCGGCCAGAGGUACGGGGUAUGUGCCCUCCUCUUACGCCUACUUUGCCAGUCAAAUGCCGGCUAACGUCACCCGAACCGGCGGUUUUGUUAAGUUGAUUGACAAACGCAACUUCCCGGUGACUACAAUGGCCGCCGCUAUUGUCACCCUAAAGGCCGGUGCCCUCCGAGAGUUGCAUUGGCACCCGAACGGACCCGAAUGGAACUACUUUCUGAAGGGUAGGGCACGGAUGGGUGUGUUCGCCGCGGGGGGUAAACACCGCACUAUGAACUUUGAAGAGGGAGAUGUGGGCUAUAUUGAACAGUCGGCCCCGCAUUAUAUCGAGAAUAUAGGCACCGAUGAUGUGGUGUUCAUCGAAGUGUUUCCGACCGACACUUUUCACGACAUAUCGCUCGCCGAAUGGUUAGCCCACACGCCGUCCAGACUUGUUGACGAACACCUGUUCACCGGCGAGGCCUUCAUCGAUGAUCUCGACGAACAAAACUUACAAUCGGUAAAUGGAGUCAAAACCGACCAGGGUGGUCAGCCACCGUUCAAAUACCCAUUCUCAUUCGCCCGGACGGCCACAUUCACCGGUGGCUGGAGUCGACAGGUCACUGUCCGGGACCUACCCAUUGCCAAAACCAUGGCUGGCGUACAGAUGAAACUGAACAAGGGCGGCGUACGGGAGUUGCAUUGGCACGUAAGCGCAGAGUGGGCCUAUAUGCUCCAGGGCACUUGCCGUAUCACUGCCGUCGACCAGAAGGGCCGGGCAUUUAUCGAUGACGUGCAUGAGGGUGAUUUGUGGGUAUUCCCCGGCGGUAUACCCCAUAGCAUACAGGGUGUGGGCGAUGACGGUUGCUUUUUCCUGUUGGUGUUUAACGAUGGUAAUUUUAACGCGUUUGACACAUUUAUGCUUACCGAUUGGAUGCGCCACAUACCGCUUGACAUACUGGCCAAAAACUUUGGGGUCCCGGAGUCCACGUUUGGCAACAUUACCCGCGACGAUAUGUUUAUAUUUGCCUCACAAAUGCCCCGCGGGUUAGCCGAAGAGAGACAGGCGGUGGGUAAAGGCACGGGUCAUGUGCACCAGUCGUACGCCUGUUUUGCCAGCAAAAUACAGGCCAACUUUACCCGAACGGGCAGUUCGGCCAAAUUGAUUGACAAACGCAACUUCCCGGCCACUACUAUGUCGGCGGCUAUUAUCACCCUAAAGCCCGGUGCCCUCCGCGAGUUGCAUUGGCACCCGAACGGACCCGAAUGGAAUUACUUCGUGAAGGGUAGGGCACGUAUGGGUGUGUUUGCCGGGGGUGGGAGGGCCCGCACCAUGAAUUUCCAAGAGGGAGAUGUGGGUUAUAUUGAACAGUCUGUCCCGCAUUAUAUCGAGAAUAUCGGUACCGAAGAUGUGGUGUUUAUCGAAGUGUUUCCGACCGACACUUUUGCUGACAUAUCGCUCGCCGAAUGGUUAGCCCACACGCCGUCCCGACUCGUCGACCAACACCUGUCCACUGGCGAGCAUUUUGCCAGCAAAAUACAGGCCAACUUUACCCGAACGGGCAGUUCGGCCAAAUUGAUUGACAAACGCAACUUCCCGGCCACUACUAUGUCGGCGGCUAUUAUCACCCUAAAGCCCGGUGCCCUCCGAGAGUUGCAUUGGCACCCGAACGGACCCGAAUGGACUUACUUCGUGAAGGGUAGGGCACGUAUGGGUGUGUUUGCCGGGGGCGGGAGGGCCCGCACCAUGAAUUUCCAAGAGGGUGAUGUGGGCUAUAUUGAACAGUCUGUCCCGCAUUAUAUCGAGAAUAUAGGCACCGAUGAUGUCGUGUUCAUCGAAGUGUUUCCGACCGACACUUUUGCCGACAUAUCGCUCGCCGAAUGGUUAGCCCACACGCCGUCCAGACUCGUCGACCAACACCUGUCCACUGGCGAGCAGUUUAUUGAUGGCAUUCAGAAGACUAAAGCUCUUAUUAGGCCCUAG